Molecule: messenger RNA, 828 nt
Organism: Linderina pennispora
Lineage: Eukaryota; Fungi; Kickxellomycota; Kickxellomycetes; Kickxellales; Kickxellaceae
Product: eukaryotic translation initiation factor 4E
Exons: 2
Coding region: 140-742 (200 amino acids)
Biological process (GO): translational initiation
Cellular component (GO): eukaryotic translation initiation factor 4F complex
Molecular function (GO): translation initiation factor activity; RNA 7-methylguanosine cap binding
Source: RefSeq, a predicted model, not a curated record
UGGAACCCGGCAUUUUGCUACUUUUGGGGGUGUUGCAGGGGUGUGGGCUUUUUGGAUUUUUCUACUCCUUGUGCGAAAUUUUUCAUUCUUCUCAAUUGGAGGUCGAACAUUUAUUUCAGAUUAAGCAUACGUUAGCGAAAUGACAGAGGUCCAGAAUACUGCAGCAGCAAAGACUGUUCUCACAGACGCGGAAAACUUCGACACGGUGCACCCGCUGAACUCUGAGUGGACCCUGUGGUUCGACAACCCGAGCCGGCGGACGAACACGUCGAGCUGGACGCAGAACCUGAAGGAGAUUGUGACGCUGGGCACGGUGGAGGACUUUUGGGGAGUGCACAGCAACGUGACGAAGGCGGUGGACCUGCCGAACGGCUCCAACUACCACUUGUUCCGCAAGGGCAUCAAGCCCAUGUGGGAGGAUGCGGCAAACGCGAACGGCGGACGUUGGGGGAUCCAGCUCCAGCGCAGCGUUGGCGGCAAGGCCAACGAUCUGUGGCUCAACACGCUGCUGGCGUGCAUUGGCGAGACUUUUGAUGCGAGCACCGAUGUGUGCGGAGCCGUGUUCUCCAACCGUAAGCAGUGCUUCCGUAUUGCCAUCUGGACGCGCAAUGCGGCCGACAAGGAGGCAUGCGAGGCUAUCGGCCGGCACCUGAAGACAGUGCUCAAUGGCGAGCACCAGCUCGAGUACAUGCCGCACACCGACAACGCCAAGAGCGGGCCCAAGGUCCUGUACUCGGUCUAGAUGCACAUAUGAAAGAGCAUGGCAUUUUUAAUCCGCACAUAUCUGAUUCAUUUGAAAAAUACAUGUCUUUUUGGUGAGCCUGACGA